AUGAUGCAGGACGAGCAGCAGUGUUUAUUGCCUAGAGAAGACGACGGGGACGUCCAAUUAUCGAUACAGGACGAAGUAUUAAAGGCUGCAUCUGAUUUGAAACAAUGUGAAACGAGUGGUCGUUCUUGGACGUCAUUGCGCAGUGACGUCUGGACUUUACUGCACUAUCGGACGUCGCUUACAGAACGCUCGAAAUUGCAGCGUGCUUCCUACGUCUUGGAAAUUUGUGUACUGGUACUUAUUACACUCAAUGUGUUACUAGCCAUGUAUGUGUCGACAUCAUCCGCUGGUCCUCCACUGGCAACGUCAUCGGACUGGUAUGAAUUGUUUCUGUACGUGUCGACAGCAUUGUUUACGGUGGAGUACGUCCUCCGUCUUUGGUCAUGCGUGGCGGACGACAGAUUUACACAUCCAAUCUGUGGCAGACUUAAGUGGAUGGUACGACCGAUGUCCAUCAUUGACCUUGUCGUGCUUAUUCCGUUUUAUCUGGAGAUCUUGCUGGAGCAUCAGGUUUUAGUCUCGUCACGUGGUGUGUUAACAUUGCGAGGCUUUCGACUUUUGAGGAUCAUGUCGUUCCUACACCUUGAACGGUCGUACAAAGCGAUGAAAAACCUACGCGAGAUUUUCACGCUAAAGAAAGAGGAACUUGGAGUCGUCAGCUACCUCACGAUUGUCAUUGUUUUGACCUCCUCUACUACCAUCUUUUUCCUCGAGAAUCCAUCGCAGCCUGCCGUAUUCUCCAGCAUCGGCACAUGCUCAUGGUGGGCCAUCGAGACCAUCACGUCUCUUGGAUAUGGCGAUAUCGUCCCCAUCACUGGUCCGGGCCGGGCUUUCUCGUCCUUACUAGCACUCUGGGGCAUCAUUUUGUUCACAAUCCCCGGUGCUAUUCUCGGAAGUGGCUUUGUUGAAGUGAUGCUCAAGAAACAGGAACAGAAGAAUGAACAAGCGAUGGGAGAGUCGAUUCGAAUUUCACUAACACGAGCGCUCAGCUCGAGCAAUAUCACAUUUCCAGGAACAGGUCUAGAUUCGCCAGAGGUAAUGGAGUCACUUCCAGCCCCAGCGUCGAGUUUUCCCACGCCUCGCAACAACUUUUCAUUUGUAGCCCCGACACCUCCAAUUGUGCGUCUUCAAGAACAAGUUGAUCGACUUAACACGACGCAGCUUCAACUUCAAGCGCAAUUAAGCCACCAGGAAUCCCAACUGCAGAAGAUCAUGGCACUGCUGGAGGAAAAUCUAUCCUACUCACGACCAAAACCAAAAGCUGUGCCACCAUUUAGCGCCAUCGUUCCAUCUGAGUGA
Molecule: messenger RNA, 1299 nt
Organism: Peronospora farinosa
Lineage: Eukaryota; Oomycota; Peronosporomycetes; Peronosporales; Peronosporaceae
Source: the annotation of a GenBank genome assembly